Pteropus alecto (black flying fox) is the source of this 5181-nucleotide messenger RNA. It is a transcript of the gene FN3KRP, whose product is annotated as fructosamine 3 kinase related protein. Lineage: Eukaryota; Metazoa; Chordata; Mammalia; Chiroptera; Pteropodidae. The transcript has 6 exons. The record is from RefSeq and is a predicted model, not a curated record. The coding region runs from base 53 to 982 and encodes 309 amino acids.
UCGCGCGCGUCCGUGCAGCCCGGCGCGGGCCCGCGGUUGCUGCGCAGGGAACAUGGAGGAGCUGCUCAGGCGGGAGCUGGGCUGCAGCUCCGUCAAGGCCACGGGUCACUCGGGGGGCGGGUGCAUCAGCCAGGGCCAGAGUUACGACACGGACAGAGGACGAGUGUUUGUGAAAGUGAACGCCAAGGCAGAGGCUAGAAGAAUGUUUGAAGGCGAGAUGGCAAGUUUAACUGCCAUCCUGAAAACAGACACCGUGAGGGUGCCCAAACCCAUCAAGGUGCUCGAUGCCCCCGGAGGCGGCAGCAUGCUGGUGAUGGAGCACGUGGACAUGCGGCCUCUGAGCAGUCACGCUGCAGAGCUCGGAGCCCGGCUCGCGGACCUGCACCUGGAGAACAAGAAGCUGGGAGAGGCGCUGCAGAAGGGAGCCGGCACCGUGGGGAGAGGAGGCGGGCAGGCCGGGCGGCCCUUCGUGGACCAGUUUGGGUUCGAUGUGGUGACGUGCUGUGGGUACCUCCCCCAGGUGAAUGACUGGCAGAAGGACUGGGUGGCAUUCUACACCCAGCAGCGUAUUCAGCCCCAGAUGGACAUGGUGGCGAAGGGGUCUGGGGACCGGGAAGCCCUGGAGCUCUGGUCUGCUCUGCAGCUGAAGAUCCCCGAUCUGUUCCGCGACCUGGACAUCGUCCCAGCGCUGCUGCACGGGGACCUCUGGGGAGGAAACGUGGCAGAGGAUGCCUCCGGGCCCGUCAUUUUUGACCCGGCCUCUUUCUACGGCCACUCGGAGUACGAGCUGGCGAUCGCCGGCAUGUUCGGGGGCUUCAGCGGCUCCUUCUACGCAGCCUACCACAGCCGGGUGCCGCGGGCGCCGGGCUUCGAGAGGCGCCUGCAGCUGUACCAGCUCUUUCACUACCUGAACCACUGGAACCACUUCGGGGCUGGGUACAGGGGCUCGUCCCUCAGCAUCAUGAAGAAACUCAGCAGGUGAGCUCGUCCCCUGGAGGGCCGGCCGCCCAGGACCCCCACGGCGGUCUCUCACACCCGGAGGGGUUUGGGACCAACUCCUCAGGCCUCAGGAGGCACGGACUCGCCGGGAAGAAAGCCCUUCCCCCCUCCCCCGCCCCCCACGCCUGCCCGCCUAAUCCCCGAGUCGUGCGUUUUCCGAGGGAGACUUGUAGCUGGGAUGGGGACCCACAGAGCCUGGCUGCAGUUAGGGGAGUGGCCGGGGUGCCAGCGCUGCUGCGGAGCUCACCCGUUCAGCACGGGUGCAGCUCCUCCUGCCCCGCCUCCAGGUGUGACUGACGUUCAGGAUGAGGCUGCUGGGGGGCUUGGGUCUGGACAGGAGCCUCCCCCCUAGGGUCACCUCACCACAGCCAGCUCCACCAUCAGCACAUUCCCUUUGCUCUCUGUGUCCCCUCUGGACCAGCCUCAGGCCAAGCCGGUCGGAACCCAUUCUGGGAGUGACCAAACUGGGAGUGACCAAACUGCCAGCCUCAGGGCGUCCUUGGCGGAUUUAGGAGCCAUCAGAUUGCUCCUCUUAACGCCCCACCUUCCCUGCCGCGUCUAAAGCUUGCUUGCCAAGCUGGUGUUCCUUGGCCUCCGGUAAAACCAGCACUAAACCCACGUUUUACCCCUCGGGCUGCAGUGAGUGGGAAACAGGCAUCAUCGAUGCUAACGGACCUUCCGCAUGAACCUCCGGUGGCUGCAAUGAUGCCAGAGACUGCCCCUCGUUUAAAGCAUAAUCCAGUGUUUUCCUAGCUGUUUGCCGAGAAACCUUCCUAAUGCAUUAUGACAAUAAAUAGAUACAACUGUUGUUUCUGGAGAGAGCAGUUUUUUUCUGGGCUUUGUUCAAUAAGACAGCUUCAAGAGAAGGGUGGGCGUAGCCAGGGCUAAUACUGGACUUGGUGCAGCUUGAGCCCCGGCCCCUGGCACCCUGGCAACUUUGGGGAACAGUGAAGGCGGUGGAAGGCCACUGUCAAACUACAUUUGCAGGAAGAAGCCAGUGGUGGCCAUGGGCACCCCGUGUUUGGGAGGACACCGGUCCCCGGGGCGGUCCACCUGUGUUCUCUGUCCUCUUUCAUUUCUGCUCAGGUCGAUGCCCGCCUGGUGGCGUUCAAAAGCGCAGCUGACUCCUCCGUGCUCUGGCCUCUGCGGGGAGGGGGAGGGCACUGUCAAAAGCUGGUGGUUGUAGGAGUGUCGAACUAGUCAUUCCUAGGCCGCCUGCACUGAGAUUGUAGCUCAUUUUUCUGAUGCUGGGGGACUGAUGGCUGGCUCUAAGGAGACGGAGGCCGUGAGUGCUGUGUCACCGUGGCACGUGGGCCGCUGUGUUCCCGCACAUUGUUACAGACCUGCUCUCCAGGACCGUUUGCUUUUGGCAGGUGGGCCAGACCCGAGGGCCCCACAGGAAUAACUUCUGCAGCUGAAUCAUCUGGGGUGCAGCUCAGGGCCCCCCUCCUCUGCGGUUAGCAAGGCAGGAGCAGCUCGGUCAGUGGGCAGACACUGCGUGGGACAUGUCUUUGGAGGAUCUCAAGAGAAGGGUCUCCUUCCAUACUCCUGUCAUGUGACAUUGGGUAGGCAAACGCCCUGAAGGGCGUUUUGGGCACCACGAGUCAGUGGUGUGGGGAGCAGUGCCUUCUGUCUCCUGGGGAGUCAGCCGCAGGACCCCAGUAGGCUAAGAGCGUGAGGCAGGUGAGGCCUCCUGGUCACUGGAGGAAGUGACAGGACACUGCUGUGCCAGGUGAGGGGAGUGGCUGACUGUGCCCCAGGUGGCCUCCUAAGGGUCCUGAAUUGCCCUUCUCUGCACAGCGCACAGGUGACCAGGGCUGCAAGCCGAGGCCUGAGCUUUCCCUGACCAAACCGUUAAGAAAACACUUCCGUUCUCCAGAGGGAGACGUGUCACAGCACUGCCCCUCUGGGAGGCCCAGGGAAGUGUCACCGAGGUGUGGCAGGCACUUAAGUGAUAAACUGUCACCGGGCUUCCUGGCUCUUGUGACGGUGCAGUACUGGUCAUCUUUUUGAACUUUACCAUCUGCUGAUAUUGUUCAUUCUAAAAUAUUUACUUUUGCACCUAAUUUUAUAUUCAUAACAAAAUUGUGUAAGCCUAAGGCCCAAAGGCCCCUCGACCCACCAGGGUGCUCGUUGUGGGUUGCCGUGUUCCGUGAAAGCCCCCAGUUGCCCCUGUCACCUGCGGGUGAGCCUCUGCUUCCCGGGCUUCGGGGCUGACUAUGCGGCUCCGGGGGAGUGUCGGGGUUGUGCGCUGACUUAGAGGCACAAUUUCAAGGACCAGUUAUGGAACCGGUGCCCCGACAUUAGCUGCCGCCUGUCCUCACACCUGACCGAAUGGGAGAUGUGGCCGAACCCAUGGGAUGGGCUGUGGGUGCAGCUCUCUCGGUCACAGAGAAGAACUGGAGGAGGUCCAUGCCCUGCGGGCGGCCUCAGAGGCAGGGCGUCCAGGGAGAUGGCCACUGCCCCGAGCGCCCACCCAGGCCCCAGGUCCCCUCACUGGGACAGCUGUACUCAUUCCUUACUGAAGAUGGGAACCUGAGUUGGGCGCCUCAGUCUCUGCUGCUGGGAGGGUGUCGACCUCCCCUCACAAGUCAUCUCUGGGUGACUGAGGUUUAUCUCUCCACCCAGCUACUGAUUUUGUAUCCUUUCCACGAAAGUGGACCUGAAACGGGCUUUUCUGCCUCAAACAGAGGUCGCCAGUGAACUCUGAGUCUCCGCUGUCCACUCACUAGCACUGCUCCCCGCCCAGGUAUUGCCCUUUCUGGGGUCUUGGGUGCGGGCUGCUGAGUGAUCCCCCUCUUCAGCGCAUGGCGCAUCAACGGUAUUAAACUUCCCAUGACACCCCUCUGUCUCUCUUACCCAUUUCCCUUCGUGCCCAUGUCUGCUCACUUUUCCCUCCCUCCAACCUCGCUUGCUGCUUAUGAAAUACCAGGAGCUCAGAUGGCCAGCCUAGGACAGCGUGAGGGCGAGGCCUAGAGGCUCUCUUGGGAGCAGAGUGUGCAUCUUGAGACAUCCUAAAAACAUGGGCUUGGACAACUGAAAGGAAACUUUCAAUGCUGGCGGGUGCCCCCACCCCCGAUAUAAAAAGCUGGGGUUCCGAGAGGGCCGGUCUUGCUGCGCUCAGCCCCCAUGUGGAGGGGUGCUGGUGGCCGUGGACGCCUCCCGCACCCUGCUGUCUGUCGAGGCCGAGGUCUGCAGGGCAGUGUGGGAGGGACACUUGUGAACUUAGGAUCAGUGUUCGGCAGACUUCAGGAUUCAGAGGGAACCUGACUAAUUACAGCCAAACUAAGGGAGGAAAAUGCAAGUUUGGAAAGAGCUUUGAUUCACCGCAGUGCCCCGAACACGAACGCCCGGAAGGAGAUACCGCUGUGCUGCGGGCGGGAAGGAAGCCGCACAUUCUACCACUGCGCCACACGGGACGUGCGUGUCUGCGGCGAUGGCAGGGCUCAGGGACUGGAGCAGUCCCCCCAGAGGCCUCGCAGCCCCCCACCUCCGGUGCGACAGAGACCACGCACUUGGGGUCGGAGGCCCCUAAGACUCCGUAAUUUACAGAGUGGGCUGGUGGCAGCACCCGGGGGCUGCAGAAGACUAAGUUCCGGGCAGGAGCGGCUGCCAGCGCUUCUCAGCGCUCACUGCGGUCUUCCCACCUGAGGGGCUCAGCCUCUGCGCUCCCCAUGUUCUCCCAAGAGCUGGCACGGGAAGUUGCCUCCCUGCCUGGGUUUCCCUCGGGCAGAAGUGUGUGGAUACAUCGGGACGUAUUUGGAAACAGCAAUCGGAGUGGUGGCAGCUGCCGGAUGACAGCCAUCUCUGAAUUCCGAAGAGGCGGCUGAAUUCCCCUCCCUGGAAAGUCAUGGGACCUCCUCCCCAUUUACCUUGCAAAGCAAAUCCUGUUUCUCGAAAAGCCUCGGAGAACUUGGUUUAUGGACUCAGGCGUCUCCGUGGCUUCUGAGGAGGCGGAAGCUGGAGUGGACCACGCCUGCCCCUCUCCUACGCUUGUCCCCGGGUGGCGGUGCCCGUUCCGUCCCGCCACGCAUGCUCCCUGCCUGCCGGGUUGAACUUCCCGCUAUUUGUCCUCCUUCCCCCAGUGUCCAUCUCACUUCCUCUGGGUUUUUAUCAGAUGUGCUGUGACCUUUUGUCUGGUGGUCUGAAUAUUAAAGCUCUUCGUUUCUCGGAAAAUUAAAA